Molecule: messenger RNA, 2310 nt
Organism: Theileria equi strain WA
Lineage: Eukaryota; Apicomplexa; Aconoidasida; Piroplasmida; Theileriidae
Product: Adaptin N terminal region domain containing protein
Exons: 6
Coding region: 1-2310 (769 amino acids)
Biological process (GO): vesicle-mediated transport; intracellular protein transport
Cellular component (GO): clathrin adaptor complex; membrane coat
Source: RefSeq, a predicted model, not a curated record
AUGGUCUCCAUACCGACCCUUAAAAUGGAGCACUUUGGUUUGGCUCCUCCUAGGUUCAAACCUGGUUUCUUUGUGGACUAUAGAAAGGGUGAGAUUGGUGAACUCCGUCUGUUGCUGAGGAAAAUGGCCUUGGACAACCAAUGUGCUUCCACUACUGAGCGAUUUGUAUCGCAAAUUGUUCACACAAACAUGGAACCGUUCAUAUAUGCGGGAAUAAACAGACGUAGAGACAUAUUAAAGAGAUUGAUAGCCUGUAUGACGAUGGGUAUCGAUUUAUCGUCUCUAUAUACGGAUGUUGUUAUGGUAUCGCAAACCGAUGACCCAGUCCAGAAGAAGAUGAUUUAUCUUUACCUAUCUACAUACAGUGUGAAUAACCCAGAUUUGGCUAUUUUAGCCAUAAAUACACUACUUAAGGACAUAGACAAUUUGGAUCCAGUCAUUCGAUCACUGGCACUUCGCAAUAUUUCUUCCUUUGGAACUUCCUUGUCUAUUGAAUAUGCUACUUCUUCCGUGUUGAAGAAAAUGUUUGAUCCUUCAGAUUCUGUAAAGAGAACAGCGAUAAUAGGCUCCAUUAGGGUGAUUAAAUCAAAGGACACGCUGGAAAACAAAGCAGUGGACGACUAUGGAAAGAAUAGCAUUUUGAAUGAUUUAAAAAUGGCACUAAAAUCUUCAAAUGUACAUGUAAUGAUUGACGCAAUGUGUGCUAUUGCAGAGAUAUCCGACUCUGGAAAGAUUUGUCUAACAGCCUCUACUAUCAUUUAUCUAGCAAAUUGCCUCAAGAAUAUGAACGAAUGGGAACAAUGCACCGUUUUAGAGGUUCUAAACACAUACGUACCAUCGAGUAACGAUGAACUUUUUGACUUGAUGAACCUUUUGGAUGAUAGACUCAAGCAUUCGUCAUCAGCCAUUGUACUGGCAACCGCUAAAUGUUUUAUAAAAUGGACAAAAAACGAUGCGAAUUUACAGCUGGAGGUUAUUAAUCGCUUACAGGUCCCUCUUAUUUCCCUUUUAAAUCGUACGAGAGAUGAAAUAGCCUAUACUCUACUGGUAAACAUUUUGUCAAUCAUAGUAAAUGUCUCGAAGAUCAUUGUCGAUGAAGAGCUGAAGGGUCACAAGAUCCCAUUUAUCGACUAUUUUGAGGUUUUCUUCUGUCGUUACGAUGAUCCUCCGUAUAUAAAGAAUGUUAAGCUGAACAUUUUAAUUGCUCUUUCAACAACUGAAAAUUGUGAGCUAAUUGCUAAUGAACUAAAUGAAUACAUUUCUGACACUAACCACGAGAUUGCAAAUAGAGCGAUCUUGGCACUUGGAAUUAUCGCGCUCAAGAUACCUUCCAAUUUAAAUACCAUUGUCGAGAGAAUGUCCGUUAUAUUCAGCCUUCAGAUCCCUUACUUGACGACGUCUCUAUUGCUGGUAAUAAAGGUAUUAUUACGCGUAUACUCUGGACGUGUGGACAAGCUACUUGAAGUAUUAAAGAAUCCCGGUGAUUCGAUUUCUUACCCUCAGGCGAAGGCCAAUUAUAUAUCAAUUUUGGGAGAAUUUGGGUACGAUCUGGAUCAUACACCGUAUACUUUAGAGGACUACAUUAAUGAGGCACAGAGACCUGAUGUAGUUACACUCGAGCUUCUUCUAGCUUCGGUUCGUGUGUUUUUAAAGCGCCCUCCAGAAAUGUUUGAUUCUUUGUCAAGGCUUUUAAAGAGCGUUCUUACCGAAUCAAACAAUCCAGACCUUGUUUCCUGUGCACAAUUCUACUAUAACCUUCUCUCCAACAUUGAUGUUGCGAGGGAGAUUUUUGAGGGAGAGUAUCAGGUGGAACCAAAUGUCUAUAUUUUGAUGGAUCAUGAAAAGUUUUUCAUGGCAGACAAUAAUUGGCGCGAAAAAUUCAAUACGAUCCAUCUUAUUGAUCAGUGCAGAGGAUAUUCGAGCAGUGUAUACUUCCCUUACGAAUAUGGCGACGUGGACAUUGACAUUUUUAAGCAUGAACAUGUCAAGACAGAAGUAUCAAUUCCAGAAUGUAUUCCGGUUCAAACCAACACAGAAGUUGAUGACCUAUUGCCUUUAAUUGAAAGUGUAAGAGAGAAGACUACAGGUUUGGAGCUAGUUCAUCCGAGUACCCUCUUGUCGGAUGAAUUUCAAAAGAACUGGUUUGAAAUUGAACAAACCUGUUCAAAAGAUAUGGAGAUUACAAUUUCAAGCGUUAAUAUUGAAAGAUUAGAGUUGAUCUUAUCGCAGGUGUACAUUAUUACUUUGGCGUCUGGAAAGGCCAAGGAUGUUACAAAAUUCUAUCUUUACACUGAAGACGUAGAGGGGUAA